Molecule: messenger RNA, 2550 nt
Organism: Penicillium egyptiacum
Lineage: Eukaryota; Fungi; Ascomycota; Eurotiomycetes; Eurotiales; Aspergillaceae
Source: the annotation of a GenBank genome assembly
AUGUUUAGCUUUGACCGCAUAGAGGACCCAGACGGAAACGAGAAGCCCAGUCUACUCACAAAUUUCACAUCAAUAACUUGGCUAUCUAAGAACACAUCGAAAACAGAGCCAGAAGUUUCAAGCGCACCCUCUAGCCGUGCCUGGAUUAAAGGCGUCGUGAUAUGUUCAUGGGUUAUUGCCACCGUUCUCACCAUAAAUAUUGUCCUGACGAUCAUCGCCGUGGGCAUUGCCUAUUCAAAAAAUGGCGAAGAAGAUUUCUCCUUCGCAGCGCUGUAUAUAGGGAAAUGCUCCGUUGCAAAGAACUGGAUGACGGGGUUACACCUUGUUAUUAACAUUCUCAGCACGGUCAUGCUGGGAGCGAGUAACUACUGUAUGCAAUGCCUUGUGGCGCCGUCUCGGGCGCAGGUUGAUGCAGCGCAUAGUAAGCGGGUCUGGGUGCCUAUUGGGGUCCCGAAUAUCUGGGGCUUGCUUUGGAACCAGCAAGGGAAGAGGCAGCUGCUUGGGUGGAUCUUGCUGGCUACAUCAUUGCCUAUUCAUUUGAUUUACAACUCCGCUAUCUAUUACUCGAUCGGCUCUACAGAGUAUGCGAUAGUAAUAGCACCCCCUGGUCCGAUGAACGGAACUGGAUCAGUGGGUUGGAAUGAGUGCUUUGACAGCGCCGUUGGCCUGGAUAUAGAAACGGUUAAAGGCGAGAUGAGCCGGUCGGAUCUCAAGACGCUUUCUAUUCAAGAGUGCAUUGACACAUUCGCGCAUGACUUUGUAUCCGGGCAAAGGAUGCUUGUUUUGGUGACGGACGAUCCAAUGCCAGACGGCGAGCCUCUGGCGUUUAUGGGACGGACAGAUUCGACCUACAUAUAUGAAGAUGGCAGUACUUUCAAAUGGAUGUGUGGUAGUGACAGUGUCUGCAGCAAAGAUAUUGUGAAUCAGAUGGUCAAUGGGGAGGAAUGGACCGUCCAGCCACUUCGGGCAUCUACUCCAUGGAUAAAGCUCCAGAUCCCUAACGAGAACGGAUUCCAGAACGCCUCAUGGUCCUCUGGCUCUUGGUUAAGCCAGCCCGACAUUUCCCACACGCCAGAUACCAGACGCUUGAACGAAAUUCUUCACCGAGCUACGCAUGAGGGCGAGGUGCAGGCUGCACUUGACGAUCCCUCUAAUUGGGCCAAUGCUUCCUUCCCGGGAAAUGUGACGAUAUUUUUCUACUCGUUUGAGUGUCCUAGCUCAUUUCGACCAACCAGACUGACGCAGACAUGUCGGAUUGAUCACUGUUUAACAAUUCCGAAAGACGAGUCUUGCCGACUGACGUUUAGCCCGCCAAUUUGUCUGGUUGUCAUUGGGUGCAACUUAAUAAAGUUGAUCUGCGCACUAUUGACCGCGCGCGAUGGGAGGGAGGACUUAUUCCUUACAAUGGGGGACGCGGUCGCAUCUUACCUUGCUUGCCCAGAUCCGAGGACAGAGGGGGUGUGUUUGCUGUCCAAAGGGCUGGUCAACAGACGGACUCAGGGCUGGCGCAGGAAGCCGAAAAAGAAGGACAAGACACUGGAUAUUCCCCUAUACUUAAAGCUUCCACUUCAACUACCUUCCAGAAAACGGUGGUUUCAAGCCGUUAGUACGGGACUGUGGAUCUCUACAAUCAUCCUAUUUGUCUGCAUGAUUGCCCCAGGCAUCUACGGCCUCCUCGUCGCCAUCUCCUGGUUUUCCGAUUUAUCUCGCGCAACCAUCUGGGACAACACUCUGGGCGAAGAACGCCCAUCAACUCUAAUAGGCAUACCCACCCGACCCGACGCAAUGGGAACAUUCGCCAUGAUCAUCCUACCAAACGUCCUACAACUCUUCGUCUCAAUCGCCUACUUCAUGCUCGAUGCCCUGCUGACCGCUAUGCUCGGAGCCGUGGAAUACAACAACUACGCGCGGAAUCGCAAACCGUUACGCGUCUCCUGGCCCCGCGGCGCCCAGCGCUCCACUUACUACCUCUCACUGCCAUACCGAUACGGCUUACCGCUCCUCAUCGCCUCCGCGGUUCUACAUUGGCUCGUCUCACAAAGCCUCUUCUUUGUACAAAUCAUUUCCUUCGACAUAAAUGGCGUGCCUAUCCCUACGACGGGGUCUGCCAGCUGCGGUUACUCGCCUGUUGCUAUGUUGUUCGCUAUCAUUGUUGGCGGCUCGCUACUUAUCGUCCCAAUACUCCUGGGCCUGCGCCGCUUUGAAUCCCCGAUGCCCCUGGUGGCACAGUGUAGUGCGGCGAUUAGCGCCGCCUGUCAUCCAAUGACGUCCACCAUGGACGACACCGCUAACCACGCGCUCAAACCUGUGCAGUGGGGUGAGAUUCCGGGCAACUACUCGGGUCGAGACAUGAUGACAUUUUCACGUCGAAUAGAUGGUGAUGAGGAUGCCAGUGGGAGUGGGAAUGGAAAUGAGGAGCUGCAAGAGAUAUUCCCGACCGCAGACCUUGAUAACUUGACUGGCACUGGUGCUGCGAACUCGUGGCUUUAUCAUUGUACUUUUACGUCGGAGGAUGUGUGCGAACCGAGGGAGGGGUGUGUUUAUGUAUAG